This is a messenger RNA of Rotaria socialis, 3243 nucleotides long. The record is from the annotation of a GenBank genome assembly. NCBI's taxonomy places the organism in Eukaryota, Metazoa, Rotifera, Eurotatoria, Philodinida, Philodinidae.
AUGCUCGAUUAUGUUCGUCAACGGCCAUCGCCGACAAUAUCACUGUCAUCAUUAUCAUUUUUAUUUAUUCGUUUAUUAGUUAUAUUUUUUAUGUUUUUUAAUUUAUUUUCACUUUGUCUACAUGACAUUGAUACGAAACCUAUUGAAAAACAUUCGUUAAAGACAAUAUUUCAAUUACGAAAUACACGAACAGUAAAUCAACCGCAAAAGAAAUUCCUACGUAUUAUUUAUUUUCGCGAAUUUGAUAUGACUAUACAUGAAACUCGUUUAAAAUCCGAUGUGAAAAAUUUAACAGAAUCACAUGACAUUGAUUUUAAAUUAAAUAUUCUCGAUCAAUCACGAUCAUUUUCCAUUGCAAAACUAUGUUCAAUAAUAUCCGAAGAACGACGAGAUACCAUUUUAAUUGCCGAUUUAUAUACAAAAGAAAUCGAUUUAAUUUCUCGUUCGCUUAAAAUACCUACAAUAGCCAUUACAAAUCGUUAUCAAAUUGUUCAAGGAAAACUACAUAAUCCUUAUCUGUUUAAAUUGAUGCCCGAUGCAAUCGAAGAAGCAAAAACAGUAGCAUAUACGAUUGAUAGUCGUUCAGUUUAUACUCGUAUUGCAUUAAUCUAUGAUGUAUCACUUGAUAUGGUUGAAUUUCGUUUAUCCUAUCUUCGUCUUGCUAAACAACAUAUUGUCUAUCGAGCACUGUUGCCACGUAUAUCAUUUUCACAUGAAUUCAAUCAUGCAGCACAUACAAUUAUAUAUGAUUUAGCACGUAUUGAUAUUCAUCUUAUUCUAUGUAUCAUGUCAACUGAACGCGAAACACAAUUUGUUCGUUUAAUAAAAGAAUUUAGUUCAACACCAAUAAAACAAUUAUUGUUAAAUCGAACAAGUUGGUGGUUUGCUUCUCGUCUCGAUGAAAUGCACGAGUUAAAUUAUUUUCCAAAAAUUUUUACUGCAAGUGAAGAUCGUCGACGAACAUUAAGUAAUUUUUCAAGUACCAGCAUGAAAAUAUUAUUGAAUGCUGUUUUAAAAACAUAUAUACGUUUACCAGAUGCAUCAGCAAUAUCGUCAUUGUUGAUUGGUUCGCCUACCUGUGAUAGUCGACUGAAUCAACAGCAACUACGAAAGACGCACAUGUUUAUCAAACUAUUCACUAAUUUUACUGAAUGGAAUUGUGACAUUCGAGUUGGUUCUGGUGUUGAUCCAAUACUAUUCGAACCAAAAACGCUUGUAUGGCGUGUUCCAACGAUGUUUAUGGUACAUACGGAACAUUUAUGUCGUGGUAUGCUUACACGUCUGUUUUACACAGCCAAUACCAAUGCAGAUCAAUUCUUUCGUUCAUGUCGUUCAACAAAUUUAGCGUCACGUAAAAGUUCAUCGUCUCCACCAGACAAUACAACAACAAGUUUAUCGACAACAUUUUCAAAUGCUCUUGUUGAUAUGAAUGGUUUCCUUAAAAUGUUCGGUAAACUAUGGGAUGAUUCAACAAGAGAAUGCCGUUUUGUACGCAUUCUUACACACGCGUCAGCACCGAUUGUUGUCGGUGUUGUUGAACCACCGUAUGUGUUUGUGUCAGAUGCUCAGAUUUCAUCAGAAUUUCAUUGCAAUUAUGGUAUACCAUGUUAUCAAAUCGAUCCACCAUUAACAAAUAUGUCAAUGGAUCCAUUUAUUUUUCAGUCGAUAACUUUUGCACCACCACAUUGUUGCUAUGGAAUAUCCAUUAAUUUACUAUUACGUAUGGAAGAUUCGAAUUCAGUUUUAGCAUUGAAAACAAGAAGGCUAUUUGUUUAUUCGGACAAACCAAAUAAAUGGGUAGCAUUAACAAAAGCCUUAGAGGAUCGCCGAGCACAUUUAUCAAUAUCAGCUAUUCCAUAUGAAUCAUUUCUAGCACGUUCAAUUGAUUUAAGUCCACCAUUUUAUCAUUCAUCCUAUGUUAUAUUUACUGCACCAGCACCAACACGACCAUCACUUGGCGUUUUUCUGCAACCAUUUUCAUGGACAACAUGGCUAAUGAUAUUUCUCGUACUUAAUUGUGCUGCUUUAUUUGAAACAUUUUUUGAAUGGCAUAGUCCUUACGGUUUAACACCAAAAGGUCGUCGAAGACAGAAAGUCUUUAGUUUAGCAUCAGCAUUGACGCUAACUUGGUCAAUUGUAUUCUCACAUACAUUUAAAACGAAAUCUCCUAAAUGUUGGUCCAAUCGAUUUUUAGGAAAUGUAUGGGGUGGAUUUGGUAUUGUGUUUAUUGCUAUUUAUACGGCUAAAUUAGCUGCUUUUAUGGUUGAAAUUGCCGAAACACAAACAGCUACGAAUGUUCAAGGCAUCGUCGAUGAAUGUCGUAAAACAGCCCAAUGUAGUAUUGGCGUUGUUGCAAAUACAAGUGAUGAAGAAUAUAUUAAAAGAUUUUUUACAAAUUCACUUUAUACUCAUAUGCAAUAUGUUUCAUCCUAUGCACAUGGCAUUGAAUUACUUCGUGCUCGUUCCAUAACUUAUUUACUUAUGGAUCAUUCAAUGGCACGUUACUAUUUAACACGUGAAGUUUUCAAAUCAAUUCGUAUCAGUGGUGAUAAUUUUGGAGCAUUUGGUUUAGCAUUAGGCUUUUCAAAAUUUGAUCAAGAAUUAAAAAACAAUAUAACAAAUAUUCUACUAUCUUAUGUUGAUAAAGGUAUUAUUCAACGCUUACAUGAUGAUUGGUAUGUUUAUGAAAAUUGCGAAAUUAAACGAUUAAAUGAGAAUCGAAUGUUAUCAGUCGAUCGGUUUAUUGGUGUAUUUAUACUACUUGCUGGUGGUAUGAUAGUUGGAUUAAUAACACUUCUAUUAGAAUGGCUUACAUUUAAAUAUGCUGUGCCAUAUUGGCGAAGACGACAAUGGCCCGGUUGGAUGUUUUGUUCACAACGUUUGUACGCCACACUAAAUGCAUCGGAUGAAGUCUAUACUGAAGGUUAUCAUCCAUCAAAGAGUCAAUCAUCUCGAUGUGUUGGAGAACGUCUUCAUAAUUAUUCAACUCGAAGUGACAGUCUUGAUCUACGUGUUGUUGAUGUUCCGAAAUUAUUAUGUACAACCUAUCAACUUAAAGAACAAAUGCAUAAAAUAAAUGAACAACAACCGAUACCAUUAUUACCUCCGAAUGGUAUUCUAAGUUGUGCACCGACGAUAAAAGAAGAAGACGAGGAACAAGAAUUAAUUCGAACACGUAUUAAAGAACUUGAACAAGAAUUAAAUCAUUUAAAACUACAAGUAUCAAUAUUCGAUAAGACUUAA